AUGCUCGCCCGCGCCGCGGCGCUCGCAGCGGCGCUGUCGCUGAGCGCGGAGGGCCUGGCCCUGCAGUCCCAGCAGCCGGAGCUCGCCCAGGCGGGCGGCGAGCUGGCCGGCGCGGAGGAGGCGAAGGGGGAGUGGCCCUGGGGCCGGCAUGCGAAGCGGCCCGUGGAGGAGCAGCAGGCGCCCGCGCCCGCGCAGAACCGCGUGGCCGUGCUGGUCUCGGGUUCCGUCGAGCGCCUGCUGCUCUCGCCGCUCCUCACGAACGUCGUGCGCCCCAACGCCCUGAAGGGCCUCCAGGUGGACCUGUUCUUCCGGCUGACGGCGCCCACGAAGUUCACGAAGGGCGCCCUCAGCAAGCUCUCCGGGAGCAGCGACCCGAAGAUCGCGACCCUGCUGCAGACCGCGGAUGAAACGAGCUUCAACUCCACGGUGAUGGACUUCAUCUGCACGUACGCUGAGUCGCAUCUGGCCGCCAGCUGCCAGUGGGACCUCGAGACGAGCGACGCGCUGUCCUUGCCCCCCGACCUGACCCAUCGCCAGAUCAUGACUCAAACCAGCCCGCUUGACACCACUGAGGGCAAGGAGGCCAUCACCAGGUGGCGUUCUUUGUCUCGGUUGUGGACUGCGGCGCGCGCCAAAGCCAAGGAGAUGCAGGAGCCCUACACAGCCGUCCUGGCGACGCGCGAGGACGACUAUUGGUUGGCACCCCGCCUCAUCAACAUCCAGGAUUUCCAGCUGGACUCCAUGAAGAUGUCGGUGACCCCCUGCCUCCACUCCUCAGGCGUCCACGAGAAGACCGUGAUCAUGGGCCACGACGCCGCAGACGUGAUGCUGCGCAUCUACCAGGCGUGGCAGAAGGGCGACAUGAGGCUGGAGGGCACUCGCACGGCCGAGGAGGCUUGGUUCCGGCUCGCCACGGAGUCCGAGCUCAACAUGAAGCCCGAGCCAAUGAACGCAGCAUCGGCAUCGUACACGCACAGCGGAUUGCCGUGCUUCCAGGAAGGCACCUUCAACUUGAAGCAGGACGAGGACUACGAGCAGUGUUUUGCCGAGAGCGCUGAGGACUCCCCUAUCACGGACCUCUUCAGGACAUUCAGUUGCGAGACAAUGAGCCCGUGGACUUCUAUGACCUGCUCUGGCCGCAGCAGGUGA
Molecule: messenger RNA, 1149 nt
Organism: Prorocentrum cordatum
Lineage: Eukaryota; Dinophyceae; Prorocentrales; Prorocentraceae
Source: the annotation of a GenBank genome assembly